Molecule: messenger RNA, 1068 nt
Organism: Talaromyces rugulosus
Lineage: Eukaryota; Fungi; Ascomycota; Eurotiomycetes; Eurotiales; Trichocomaceae
Exons: 2
Coding region: 1-1068 (355 amino acids)
Source: RefSeq, a predicted model, not a curated record
AUGGCGAGCCCAGUGUACAUGAGAAAAGAAUGGUAUGGCUCAAUCCUUCCAUCGAAUAUCACGGUUCCGCUUCCCACAGCAGCUGAACUUGUUUCCCUCUGCAAAGAAACCAAUCGCCAUGGUUAUACCAUAGGCGCUCCCUACCCCCGCGGCACUGAACCUCCCGUAUUCUGGAUCAAGUAUGGACCUUCGAUCGUUUGGAAUGAGCUUGCUGGUCGAAAAAAGGCACACGAUGGUUUGCGCAACCUCGAGUCACAAGUGAGGGCUCCAGCUAUCUAUUACGCUUGUCAGGUUGCCAUCCCGUAUAAAGAUGAUCCUAAUGGUUGGCCCGCGCACCGAACAUACGUGGUAAUGGAAUAUGUCCCGGGGAGAGCGGCUGCCCAACGAUUGCAAGAUGCACUCGAUGACGAUGCAAUGAAAGAUUUAAUAUACGCAAAGAUAGCUUUUGCCUUGUCAGAGUUGCAUCGCAUCCCAGUGCCCCAAGAUUCUCGGCCAGCGGCGGCGAAUGGAGGGCGCAUUCGUCACGAGCUCUUUGACGAUAACCAGGCUUCGCUCCACUACCGAAAUAUAGGUGAAUUGGAGCAACAUCUUGACUUGUUUCUUACCAUGAAAAAAGGCCAAUAUCGAAUCGAAAACCUUGCACAAGAGCCCAUGGUCUUCUGUUACUCUGACGUCUGGCUAGACAAUUUCAUAAUAGACGAUACGGACCGCAUUAUAGUGGUAAAUUUUGAAGAUGUCAAUAUCUUGCCAUCCAGCUUCUCCAAGUUUAUACUCGCCGGAACUCGGGACAAGAUAGGCCGGGACGUCAGACACAUGGUAGUUGUACCGGAAACAGAAGGUGUCGACAAUACAUCUGCUUUGAUUGCCGUCGCACGCCCAAUGAUGAUAGGAUCCGGGUCUUUUGCAAAGGCUGGCCGAAAGCUCCUGGGCUAUUAUACGAGGGAUGAGGAUGAUGUGGUGGACAAGACAGUCACAGACGCGCAAGGGGUUCCGGUGUAUGCCUUUAUGGAGCCGUCAGGCCCGCCAGACGUUCCUGUCCCAGUGUCGACGCCGCCAUUCAAGCAAUAA